This is a messenger RNA of Oncorhynchus tshawytscha (Chinook salmon), 637 nucleotides long. Its product is annotated as keratin, type I cytoskeletal 13-like. Lineage: Eukaryota; Metazoa; Chordata; Actinopteri; Salmoniformes; Salmonidae. The transcript has 3 exons. The record is from RefSeq and is a predicted model, not a curated record. Bases 146 to 637 code for a protein of 163 amino acids. Gene Ontology annotation, molecular function: structural molecule activity.
UUCAAGCACUUCUGUGAUAAGCAAUAGUGUUCAAAUUCAUAAGGAAGACAGAGGGCAGGUCAAGUUGUUACCAUCAGGCAGUGGUCAGUCACGUCUUAAUCCUUUAAACUCACCACCAUGUGUUUCUCCACAGGAGCUGCUGGCCAUGAGGAUGGAGAUGACUGGACAGAUCAACGUGGAAGUGGACGCAGCACCACAGGAGGACCUGACAAGAGUCAUGUCUGAGAUCCUUGAGCAAUACGAGACCGUUAGUGCCAAGAACCAGCGUGACCUGGAGUCCUGGUUCCAGACCAAGACAGAGACGUUGAACCAGGAGGUGGCGUCGAGCACAGAGGUUCUCCAGACCUCCAAGUCAGAGAUUUCGGACAUCCGUCGUACACUGCAGGGCCUGGAAGCCGAACUGCAGUCACAGCUCAGCAUGGUGAGCCGUAAUUAUUUACACGGACCACCAUUUAGGGGCUCCUCGAAAUCCGGCCACAGCUCCUGCCUCAGCUCCUGUCUCACCUUUGGCCUCAGCUCCUCCAGCUCUGGCCUCAGCUCCAGCCUCAGCUCCUGCAGCUCCUCCAGCUCCACCACACGCAUGGUGGUGAUCGUCACAGAGGAAAUGGUGGAUGGCAAGGGGCAAGCAAUGGGUUAA